Messenger RNA from Rotaria sordida, 1715 nucleotides. NCBI's taxonomy places the organism in Eukaryota, Metazoa, Rotifera, Eurotatoria, Philodinida, Philodinidae. The record is from the annotation of a GenBank genome assembly.
AACAUCUACUUUAACUUUAAAUUUUUUAAAGUUAAAGUUUAAAGUAUGGCAACUUUAACUUUAAAAGUUAAAGUUAAAAGUAGUACUUUAAACUUUAACGUUUAAAGUUUAAAGUAGUACUUUAAACUUUAAACGUUAAAGUAUAAAGUAGUACUUUUAACUUUAAACUUUAACUUUUAAAGUUUAAAGUGCCACUUUAACUUUAACUUUUAAAGAAAAGUUAAAGUGCCACCCCUAGGUACCAUAUGGGGCCAACGUUGGAGAUUUUGUCUCACAUUGGUUAGUGUUAUUGGGAAUAUUUGCUAUAGCUAUUGAGGAAAAAUGAGGUUUUGACAUGAAGUAGUCACUUUGCAACAUAUGAUAAGUAUUUUGGGGCGAAAAGUGUGGGGAAUGUGAAGGGUAGUGUGUUUUUCUUUCAAUUAAGGUAAAUUUGAGGGAAACGAGAAGAUUGGACCAUAGUAAUAUAGAAAAGAUCUUUCGCUAUCGUUAAGGUGGCCAGGUCCAGAUUUCUAUCUUGUAUACCAGUGUAUUUUUGUGUUUGGAAUUUUUAAUUCAUCUAUUUUUAGUUGAAUGUAGUUGUUUUUCCAUCGUCGUAGCUCGUCGUGUUGUGGUAGCUUCUCAUCAAUGUGAUAGAGGGAAUCUAGAGACCGUCAUAUAUCGUGGCAGACCUUCUGAUGCACGAUAUAUGAUUAUAAAUGACUAGAAUGUCAUAAGAAUAUAUCAACUGCUUCCUUGUUGCAGUUGUAAAAAAUUAAAUAAAAAGUGACAAAUAAGUGGGUCCAAUGAUAUAUCCAAGAAAAUCAUAUUUGUGUCACUCGUAACAACAGCAACAUUGUGUUUCAAAUUUUAAUUGCGCAGCAAUUGCGCUAACAGCUUUUUUUAUAGUCAAACUACGCUUUCUUUAGCGUUUCUGUUCGAUUAUGUAUAUUUUCUUUUUUCUUUUAUGAAAUUCUAGUUGGUAUCAUCUAAUUGAUUAUUCAAAAUUUCAUAUUGCUGGUGGAUGUUUGUUAACAUGUCUUAUUGAAAAUGCUUCUUUGUCAUUUGGUCAAGAUAUUGAUUUAUUUUAUAAAGGGGAUUCAUAUGAUGAUUAUCUAAAUUCUGUUUAUAAUACAGAAGCAAAAAUGCGAGAAUAUUUUUAUGUUAAACGAAUAAAAAAUGGUGGGCAACAGAUUAUUAAUUUACGAUUAUUCAUGAAUAGAACAAUUGAAAGUCUUAUUCAACAAAAACAAUUUGUUGAUCUUCAAUUUAUUUUUGUUAAAUCAAAUUAUACAUCAGAUCAACUCAUAACAAGUUUUGAUAUUGAUGCAACACAAUUUACAUUUAAUGGUGAAACUUUGCAAGGUACAAUGGCAGGUAUUGAAGCCAUACGAACAUCAACAAUUAUAAAUUAUGGUCUAAAUAAUGAUGACAAGGAUUAUGCACGUAUUGCUAUUAGAAUUGGAAAAUAUGUUAAACACGGUUUUAAACUGUUAGCUCCAGUUCGUUUCAAUUUUAAACGAUUCCAAGUUUCACCAACACAUAUUAGCAAUCGAAAUAUUUCAUUAAACAUACAACAAUACAAUCCUAAUCAACAUCAAUCUUAUUUAGAAUCAUCAGUUCAAGAAUACAAUAAUGCAAUUGACUAUGAAUAUCCAUAUAUAGUUUUCAGUCGAAAUUAUGAUUGCUUUUAUAUUCAAAAUAACUUUCGUUUAAAAAUAUUAUUUGCAAGACAAUAA